Messenger RNA from Drosophila erecta, 2670 nucleotides. RefSeq names its product diuretic hormone receptor (gene Dh44-R2). Bases 155 to 1585 code for a protein of 476 amino acids. Gene Ontology annotation, molecular function: G protein-coupled peptide receptor activity; diuretic hormone receptor activity; peptide hormone binding. Gene Ontology annotation, biological process: adenylate cyclase-modulating G protein-coupled receptor signaling pathway; cell surface receptor signaling pathway. NCBI's taxonomy places the organism in Eukaryota, Metazoa, Arthropoda, Insecta, Diptera, Drosophilidae. The record is from RefSeq and is a predicted model, not a curated record. Gene Ontology annotation, cellular component: plasma membrane. The transcript is spliced from 10 exons.
AUUCGUUUAAUUGCGCAUCGGACGGCGGAGAGGGAGAAAGUGCCCGCGAAGUGCCAGAGUUCAGGAUCGGAGACGCCUCGCUGACAGGUUCCUGCCGUCUUCCAUAUUGCGCCAACGCUCGCCGAGAACCCAUCAGAGAACAGUCCAGGCACACAUGGCAGACGACGAUUUGAGGGCACUGGUCGAUAGCCUGGAUGACGCCUCGCAGGAGGACCUGGCCAAGGUCAUCGCCAACUUUUCCGUGGACAUGCUGCAACGGGCCAGCGCCCUAAUUGGCGCCCAGCAGGGCAGCAGUGGGGGGCAGCUCCAAAACCGCACGCAACAGUGUCAGCAGCAGCAGCAGCGGGAGGAGGAGCAGGCCUCCCUGGAGGCCCUAGCAUCUGGUGCCAAGCGGAUUUUACAGUGUCCCAGCUCGUUCGAUUCGGUGCUGUGUUGGCCGCGAACGAAUGCCGGCAGCCUGGCCGUGUUACCCUGUUUCGAGGAAUUCAAGGGCGUUCACUACGACACCACUGACAAUGCCACCCGCUUUUGCUUUCCAAACGGAACCUGGGAUCACUAUUCGGACUAUGACCGGUGUCAUCAGAACUCGGGCUCCAUACCGGUGGUGCCCGACUUCUCACCCAACGUCGAACUGCCGGCCAUCAUAUAUGCCUGCGGGUAUUUUCUGAGCUUUGCCACCUUGGUGGUGGCCCUCAUCAUAUUCCUCAGCUUUAAGGAUCUACGUUGUCUGCGAAACACCAUUCAUGCCAAUCUAUUCCUCACCUACAUCACAUCAGCACUCCUGUGGAUACUCACAUUGUUUCUGCAAGUGAUAACCACAGAGUCUAGUCAGGCUGGCUGCAUAACGCUGGUAAUCAUGUUUCAGUACUUUUACCUAACCAACUUUUUCUGGAUGUUUGUGGAAGGCCUCUAUCUGUACACGCUGGUGGUGCAAACGUUCUCCAGUGAUAACAUUAGCUUUAUUAUCUACGCCCUCAUCGGCUGGGGCUGUCCAGCCGUAUGCAUUUUGGUGUGGUCCAUUGCCAAGGCAUUUGCCCCACAUCUGGAGAACGAGCACUUCAAUGGGCUGGAAAUUGACUGUGCUUGGAUGCGUGAAUCUCAUAUUGACUGGAUAUUCAAGGUACCAGCAUCACUGGCUUUACUGGUUAAUCUAGUAUUCCUCAUACGCAUCAUGUGGGUUCUCAUCACUAAGUUGCGUUCCGCUCAUACCCUGGAAACGCGGCAGUAUUAUAAGGCCUCGAAGGCGCUGCUGGUGCUGAUACCUCUUUUUGGCAUUACCUAUCUGCUGGUGCUAACUGGACCGGAACAGGGUAUCAGUCGUAAUCUCUUCGAGGCCAUAAGAGCCUUCCUCAUUAGCACGCAGGGCUUCUUUGUGGCAUUGUUCUACUGUUUCCUGAACUCAGAGGUGCGCCAGACGCUGAGGCACCGAUUCACGCGGUGGCGGGAGAGCAGGAAUAUCCAUCGGAACAGCUCCAUCAAGAAUCGCAGCACGGAAGAAUGUGUUAUCUGUCUGCGUCCUUCGCCACACACGCGAUUGGGAUCUCUGCAACGCUACCACAGCAUCGAUAUCACAGAUUUUGUCUAGAUCUUAUUCCAUCCGAGGGGCAUUCAUUCAGUCCAACUCGUAGCGCUGGAGCCGCUCGUAAAACUGCCCGAAAACAAAGCCCUCGGUGUCGUAGGUCCUAUAAAGUCGAUACCAGUCCUCGUUCACGUGACGAUUUGUGUAGACGGACUGGCAAUAAAUGGGAAAGUAGUUAAUCGAUGUGUAUCUUAUCAAGUCGAACUCGCAGGGAGCAUGCAACAGCUUCAGAUCGCCUUUGGCAUCCGAACCGGGUUCUUCGGAGCGAGGUAUUCUCCGGAGAACGUCAAAGGUGUCUGUCUGCAGACUUUGGUCCAGAAGCCUUUUCGACGUCGGCCGCUCAUGACUUACUCGCAUUCUCAUCUGAAAAAUGUAAGUCGGAUAGGUACAAUGUACUCGAGCAGAGCGGACCACAACUUACCACCAAACAGAGGAACAGCAUUUGAACUGUGUUGCAUCGUCUCAUUAAGUAUGUUUCCAGAGUUUCUGUAUCACAAUACUGAAAGCUAUGGCCACCCAAAAAAUGUGUCAUGAGAUUAGGAACCUGCUUAGACUGGACUUUUAGUUUAUUUUCAAGAGUUACUUGGAGUUACAGCAGAAAUUGUUAAACUAAUGUUGGUUCAGAAUUCAGGAUUUUGAUUUGUUGAUAUUUUCUUUGAAAAUCUUAAGUACGAAAACAAGUUGCAUAAGGAUCCUAUCAAUCAUUCCAACUGUAGAAAUAUUAAACCAAACAAACUGAAUACCCCAACAAUUGUUCCCCCAUUUAAGUGUACAUUCUAAAUUAGCUACUAAUUUACUAGUCGAGUGUCAGUUAUGUGCCAAUGCGUGCAAAAAUGUUUCAUAACGAUUAAAUAUUAAGUUUUAUUUCUAAGUUUUACUCUUUUAGCAGUUUUUUCUUUUUUUUCUGAUUCUUAAGGUCACAUUGUUAUAUCACUGAAAAUGUAAUUAAACGUAUUUUAACUUAAGGCAACGGGAAAUGAAAAGAAAACUAAAUGAACAUCAAAUUAAAAGAAGAGGAAAAGAUCAUUGGAUGUCAACCUUAACUAAAUAAUUCAUAUUCUGCGAAUAAAGCUUUUAAAAAUAUCAAAAUA